AGCAGGAGGAGAAGGCGGUAAUAACCGCCGCGGCCACCCACCCACAAAAGACCGGGUCCCCUCCCCCCCCAAGACCGGUCUGAACCCACCCGGGGGGGAUCAGUCUCCAGCGACAGGGAGAGUCGAUGAGUUUGUUAUUUUCACUGGUUUUUAUUGUUUAAUUUUGAGUAGUUUUUAUUUUAUUGGUUUUGAGUUUUGAUUUUCACUGGUUUUUAUUGAUUUUGAUGAUUUAUUGAUUUUUUUUGACCUGAAGCUCGGGCGGGAUUUGAACCCGUGACCCUAGGGCGUUUCCACGCGAGAUUUUGAGACCUCUGCAGGUUCCCCCUGCGGCAAUGCGUGGAGCUGCAGUCCAUGGAUCAGUCUCCCCUAUGAUCGAUUCGUCUCCCCUGACAUCGAUCGGUCUCCCUAUGUUCGACUGGUUUCCCCCUGUGAUCGAUGGUGGUUGCUCAAGGUUUGAUUGUUCGGUCUAACCAAGAUGGCGGCGCUGCGGUUGGUGCGGGGCCUUCUGAAGGAGCUGCGGAGCCUGGGCCUAGGUCCGGACUCGGGGCCGGUGCAGGGACACAGUUACCGGGAGACCGCCGCCUACACGUACAUCUUGCAGCAAUUUAGGAAGAACCAGGUUACCAGUGGGAAACUGUGCCGUGCUCACCAUGAACUGUAUCACCAAGCCUCCACCUACAUGUGCCUCCUGCAGAGUGUCCGGCAGCACCUAGCUCUACACCAGGAGUACCACAGCAAGGGAGACCGGUCACCCCAUGAAGUGGCACAGCUUGUUGGCCUCAAACUGCCACAGCAACCCGGAGGCAAAGGAUGGGAAAAAUGAGGAGGAGGAAAAGCAGCCUUAGUUCCAGAGUACAUCUUGUUGAUGAAUACAUCUUGUUGAUGAACACAUUGUUGUAAUUCCGAUGGUCUUGGUUAUUUCACUGACAAUGUAGGUGUGGCCUGUGGGCUGUUGUUGUUUCCUGUAUAUAGUGCAGCUCCUCAGGAUCUCAGUGGUUCGUGAAGUGAUUAAAAACAGACUCCAUUUAAACCAA
This is a messenger RNA of Rhincodon typus (whale shark), 1034 nucleotides long. RefSeq names its product formation of mitochondrial complex V assembly factor 1 homolog (gene fmc1). Gene Ontology annotation, cellular component: mitochondrion. The transcript has 2 exons. Bases 476 to 823 code for a protein of 115 amino acids. Lineage: Eukaryota; Metazoa; Chordata; Chondrichthyes; Orectolobiformes; Rhincodontidae. The record is from RefSeq and is a predicted model, not a curated record.